Molecule: messenger RNA, 518 nt
Organism: Cylicostephanus goldi
Lineage: Eukaryota; Metazoa; Nematoda; Chromadorea; Rhabditida; Strongylidae
Source: the annotation of a GenBank genome assembly
AUGACAAAAAAGAUAUUCUCUCCCCUAGAAAAACCCACAAGAAGGAAGAAAUUAGUGCAAAGGACAAGGACAUCGAUGAAUCGCACUUUGCAGGAAUGUCCUUCGGGACGAAUGAGAGAACAUGAAUUUCGGCAUGUACUCUCAGCAAUUAUCUCACCAGAAAGAGCUACUGAUCAGUACAUUGCACGACUAUUUCUUGCAUUUUCAAGCGAUGACAAAAAGACUAUCACGUUCCAGAAUCUCAUCGAGUGCCUCUCACUCAUUCAACCCCAAACAGCAGAAUCAAAUGCACGCUGGACAAUACGAAUCAUCACCGGUUGUCAAACGGAUCGUUUUGCAUUCCCGGAAUUCCUCACAUUCACUCAGGCGGUGUUCGGCUUGAAUGAAGGCAAACCGGGCGAGUUCACUGAAGAUAGUAAUGGAAACCGAGAUAAAAACAAGGAAUCUGUGGAGCAUCGGGCAACUACUAUAUUUAAUGUGAGUUUACUGAUGUGUGCAGCAAUGGAAAAAGCAUAAGC